Molecule: messenger RNA, 2632 nt
Organism: Topomyia yanbarensis
Lineage: Eukaryota; Metazoa; Arthropoda; Insecta; Diptera; Culicidae
Gene: TM9SF3
Product: transmembrane 9 superfamily member 3
Exons: 8
Coding region: 267-2003 (578 amino acids)
Biological process (GO): protein localization to membrane
Cellular component (GO): membrane
Source: RefSeq, a predicted model, not a curated record
AAAUCACAAAUGUGAAGAGGAAGAAAAAGCAGAAAAAAUUGCAUUCCGGUUUUGUCUACGUGUUUUUCGCUAACUAUACUCCCAGGAAAGGAAAAAUAAACAUCCAUUUAGUGCGGAAAUCGUGGAAUUAGUUGGGUUUUCAGUUUCCCAAUAUCGGUAUUUGUGUGCAUUGUUCCAAUAAGCGAAAGACAUGUUUUAAUGACCAGCGGAUAGAUCUCGGUGUAGAAAAAUCACUGCUUGCUGGAAAAGAGUACUAUUGUCAAAUAAUGAAAACUUCACUAUUCGUUGCGCUAUUGACACUUUUGGUGUCCCUGGCAAGGGCGGACGAGCAUAAUCACAGCUAUGAAGACCACGAAGAGGUGGUGCUGUGGAUGAAUACGGUGGGACCGUAUCACAACCGACAAGAAACCUAUGCAUACUUCUCACUGCCGUUUUGCGUCGGAACCAAACAAGCAAUCAGCCAUUAUCACGAAACGAUGAGCGAAGCCCUGCAGGGAGUGGAGUUCGAAUUCAGUGGAUACGAAAUCGACUUCAAGGACGACAUCGCACCGACCGAGAUCUGUAUGGUGGAGUUAACGGAGAAGAAGUACAAAGCGUUUGUGUACGCCGUUAUGAACCAAUACUGGUACCAGAUGUAUAUUGACGAUCUACCCAUUUGGGGAGUGGUUGGAAAGGAAGACGAUAAGAAGUACUACAUCUACACGCACAAAAAGUUCGAUAUCAGCUACAACGGGAAGCAGAUUGUGGACGUUACGCUGACACCAGAGAAAAAGGAAUUGCUCAAAGUCGGUGCCAAGAUUAAGUUCACCUACGAGGUCAACUGGAAGCCCAGCAACGUAAAAUUCGAGGACCGAUUCGACAAAUAUCUGGAUCCGAACUUUUUUCAGCAUCGCAUCCAUUGGUUCAGCAUAUUCAACAGUUUUAUGAUGGUUAUUUUCCUGGUCGGAUUGGUUUCGAUGAUUCUUAUGCGCACGUUACGAAAGGAUUACGCCAGAUAUAGCAAGGACGAGGAAGCUGACGAUAUGGAACGUGAUUUAGGCGACGAGUAUGGAUGGAAGCAGAUUCAUGGAGAUGUGUUCAGGCCUGCCUCUAAUGCAAUGCUUUUCUCUGCGCUGAUAGGCGCUGGAUACCAACUAACCUCAGUUGUUCUAUGCGUUAUUACAUUCGCUAUUCUUGGCGAAUUAUAUACAGAACGAGGAUCGUUACUGUCAACGUCAAUAUUCGUGUACGCAGCGACGUCUCCUAUCAAUGGAUACUUCGGUGGAUCUUUGUAUGCCCGGAUGGGUGGUAAACUGUGGAUCAAGCAAAUGAUGCUAUCUGCUUUCAUUAUUCCGGCUUUGGUGUGUGGAACUGCGUUCUUCAUCAAUUUCAUUGCAAUUUACUAUCACGCAUCGCGUGCAAUUCCAUUCGGAACAAUGGUGGCAGUCACUUGCAUUUGCAUUUUCGUGAUACUGCCGUUGACACUGAUAGGAACUAUCGUUGGUCGCAAUCUUGACGGACAACCAGACUAUCCGUGUCGGGUGAAUGCUGUUCCUCGACCUAUUCCGGAGAAGAAAUGGUUCAUGGAACCGGCUGUGAUUAUUCUGCUUGGUGGAGUCCUUCCAUUUGGGUCGAUCUUCAUUGAAAUGUACUUCAUCUUUACCUCUUUCUGGGCCUACAAAAUCUACUACGUGUACGGGUUUAUGCUGCUCGUGUUCCUAAUUCUGAUCAUCGUUACCGUGUGCGUGACGAUCGUUUGCACAUAUUUUCUGCUUAAUGCCGAAGAUUAUCGAUGGCAGUGGACCAGCUUCAUGUCGGCGGCUUCUACGUCGAUCUACGUUUACAUCUACUCGUUCUACUAUUUCUUCUUCAAAACAAAAAUGUACGGCCUGUUCCAGACGGCGUUCUACUUCGGCUACAUGGCGCUAUUCUCCGGUGCCCUCGGUAUCAUUUGUGGCACGGUCGGCUACAUCGGCACGAAUAUUUUCGUGCGGAAAAUUUAUUCCAAUGUAAAAAUUGACUAAUUUUACGGCACCGAUUGACUUUAAGACACCCGUGCGAACCGUGCUGAGCUGGCGCUUCUCGAUUUACAGUGUUUAUUCUUUUUUUUUUCGUUUCCCGUUGAAAUUCCGACCCGACUAUUUCAUUAAACAAUUAUUAAUUAUAUAAACCACAACCGUUGAAACAACUGAUGAUAACGCUACAAAGUAAGAAAUCUUUAUAUGCAACUACCACAAACUACAAGUAAUGCAAACUGUUUAUCUAAGCAAUGAAGUUCUGUGUUUUUAAUGUUAAGUUGUGUAGGAGAGUUAUAGCAGCGGAAAUAUAUUCGUUCCGAAAAUUUUGUGAACCAUCAGAAUUGUUUUUGAGAGAAGACUUAUCCUGACGUGAGUGAAUCCAUUUGAACUGAUGAGUGCCGAUAGCCAGAUUAGAUGUAUUAGACAUAGAUAACCGAUGGAUGACGCGCCACAACCGAUCCCAAUCAUGAAUUGUGAAAGUAAUAUUUAAAGAUAGGGGGUGCAACAAGUGAAUAUAUAUAGUUGAAUAAUAGUACUCUCAUCCAGCUUCUUCUGUAUGUGCUCGCUACUGCAAAGGACAGUUUUUAUUUAAGUAAUAGAGAACGAGUAAACACAAAAAAAGAACUGAAGAAUAA